CUGUGGGCGGCGGCUCCUCCUGCAGCCGGCCCCGUGCAGCGCCGCAGCCGAGCCGAGCCGGUCGCUAGCCAUGGCUUACGAGGAGCAGGUCCGCUCGCUGGCGGACACCGUGCAGCUCUACCGGAAGGACCCGAGCGGCUGGCGGAGCUGUAAGCGCACGAAUGAAGUUUCAAUUUAUUGGAGACCAUCAACUGAGUUUUCUGGCAACAUAUACAAAGGAGAUGGAAUAGUCUCUGCGAGUCCUGAGGCUGUCUGGGAGUGCUUAAAACCAGAAGCUGGUGGACUUAGAACAAAGUGGGACCAAAAUGUGAAGGACUUUGAGCUGAUUGAAACUAUUAGUGAUACUAUCUCUAUAUGCAGAACUCUUACCCCAUCAGCCUUCAUGAAGAUUAUUUCUCCAAGAGAUUUUGUAGAUGUGGUGCUAAUUAAGCAGUAUGAAGACGGGACUAUAGCAUCUGCUGCAACCAAUGUGGAACAUGCACUCUGUCCUCCCCAACCAAGAUACGUGAGAGGGUUUAAUUAUCCCUGUGGUUGUUUCUGUAUACCUGUUCCAGGGGAACCAGGCAAGACCCAAGUCCUCGCUUUCUUUCAGACUGAUCUUGGUGGCUAUCUUCCCCAGACUGUAGUGGACUCAUUCUUUCCGAGCAGCAUGGCUGGAUUUUACAGCAAUCUGACCAAAGCGGUAAAGACAGUGAAAACUUGAGAGGCAUUUUCUCAAAGGAAAUCCGAGUCUCAUUGCUGGGACUUAGAAGGGAGGGUAAGAAAGGCUAUUAUUGGUGGCAUAACAGAUUAGAUUAAGAUAAAAAUGGAAGAAAUGAUGGGAUCAGAAACUGACCUACAAUGCCUUUCUAACAAUAUAGAUAUGUAGGACAGUUGAAGUGGGAACAAAGUCGCAGUCCAUUUUUAAUAUAGGAUUUAUUAUUUUUGUACCUGCCUUUCUGUUUAAAAAUGCACUACCUUGUGAUACUGUAUUUUUGUAACUAUUAAAAUAAGUGACAUUAUUUCAGCAACUAACAGUAUUCUAGAGGAAGUUCUGCUGCCCCCUCCUGGAGGAGAAGCCACACUUCAGGCCUGUUGAUGAUCAUACUUCAUCAGUGUAAACCAGGUUACUCCUGAGGGA
Messenger RNA from Terrapene triunguis (Three-toed box turtle), 1120 nucleotides. It is a transcript of the gene STARD5, whose product is annotated as StAR related lipid transfer domain containing 5. Bases 71 to 703 code for a protein of 210 amino acids. NCBI's taxonomy places the organism in Eukaryota, Metazoa, Chordata, Testudines, Emydidae. The transcript has 6 exons. The record is from RefSeq and is a predicted model, not a curated record. Gene Ontology annotation, molecular function: lipid binding.